GUUGGGGGACCGCCUGCUGCCUUUCUCCCUUCCUGCCAGCCCUCCCACGGCCGGGCGCCCCCCCUUACCGCCGCUGCGUUUUCCGGUGGUGGGGAGGGUUGCCCCUUCGAACUCCUAGGCCCCUUCUGGGCCUGCCGUGGGGCGGUGGCUGGCUUGGGGAGGCCGGCGGGUGGGCCCCUCGGCUAGGCCUAGUAAGCCCCGGCCUGGAUUUUCUCUCCCGGGCUUCUCCUGGGAGCUAAAGAGGCCGGGUUUUUCCCCAUUCUGCGAGUGCGUGUUUCUUGCUGCUCUGGCCCAGUGCUCCCCCUGGUGGCGCCUGCCUGCAUCGCAGGCUGAUUUAUUUUUAUUACUUUAACCACGGCUUUAUUCUAGCUGAUUCCCUUGCCGCUCCACUGGGUGGGUGGUUUAGCCGAUUUGUUGCAAGGAAUUGAUUGGUCUUUCGCAGUUUCAGCGCCAGUUGCUGUGUAUUUUCAAACAGGCCUCAUACGAUUCCUGAGUCAUUCUUGGGAGCGGCGGCCAUUUUGUGUGCUGCCUUCGGCGGACGCCAUUUUGUGUGAGCCCAGCUCAACCCCCCCCCUUGUUUUUAGGUUCCUCCUAUUAUUGGGACCUGCCAGUGCUACCUCUGUUUGGCUUUUGUGGGUUAUUUAUUUCUCUGGUUGCUCACUUGUUGAUCUGUUAGUCUGCUAUUUUGCAGGAGUGUUCCACCAUGGCUGAGAGACAGGAGGGCGCACAGCCACCCACGGAGGCGCAAUCCAAGAGGGUCAUUAAGGGUCCUUCACAGGCCCUUCGCUCUCCUCCUGCGGUGUCGUCGGCAGGUCGCGUGCAGGCCUUUUUAGCCAGCAUUGCGGGUGAUGCUCAGGCCUUGGCCAGUUUUGGCUCCGGCUUGGACGCACUCAUGCAACAGACCACUAUGGCUUCAGCUUCAAUGUCAGGCGCACCAUCGGCUUCCACCUCAGCUGCAGCUUCCACUACCUUUACGACGGUGGCACAGGUCCACGCCCCGGCCCAGUCAGAGGUGCCGCCUAGGGAGACGGCUGCCUCCCCCUCAGUAAUUCCAGAAUCCCCUCCCGAAUUGUCCUCUUCCGAUGAGGACAAUGUUGUACACCCUUCAGGGGUGAUAACAACAUCCACUCGGGUUGGUCCUGCGGUACUUCUUUCGUCCCCCCCAUCAGUCGCUAGCAAGAAGAAGGUGCCGCAGGCCCGCGGGCCUACCAAAAGGCAGGCCAAAAAGAAGGGUGUCUCGGGGUCAGGGGGGGCCGUGCAAGCUGCGGCGUUGCCCGCUCCCGUUUCCUCUCUUGUUGUCUCUCCUCAGGUGGCGCUUCCGCUAGAGGGGCAGGACCUAUCCUCCACGUCUUCGGCCGAGGACGCGUUGCCUGUGCCGGAUAAGACCUCGCUCGGCGGGAAGCGUCGUCAUAAGAAGAGGUCUAAGAAGCGAGCUAAGCGUCGCAAGGACGACACUUUGGCGACCUCUUCGACAGAAUGGUUGAAUCGCUAUCCCAAUGCCGGAGCGGCGGCUUACCUGAGGGACGGUUUCUCUUUUGGAUUUCGGAUUCCAGUGGCAUCGCGUCCCGUUGCGCGGAAUCCUUUGAACCAGAAGUCGGUGAGGGAGAUGUCGGGGGUGGCAAGGAGGAAGAUCGAUAAGGAAAUUGCCCUUAAUCGCAUAGCCGGUCCCUUUGAGGCCCCUCCUUUCCCCAACCUGCAUCUCUCUCCCCUAGGCAUCGUUCCCAAAAAAGCUCCGGGGGAAUUUCGCUUGAUUCAUAAUUUAUCGCACCCUAAAGGGUCCUCAGUUAACGAUAUGAUUCCCCCUGAGCUUUGUUCGGUAAAGUACGCCUCUCUGGACCAGGCGGUUGAAGUAGUGCGAAAAUUUGGCCCCGGGGCAUUGCUUGCAAAAUGCGACAUCGAAUCAGCUUUUCGCCUCCUUCCCAUCCACCCUAGUGAUUUUUGGCUUUUGGGCUUUCAGUUUGAAGGCGCCUUUUAUUUUGAUAAGGCUAUGCCAAUGGGCUGCUCAGUAGCCUGCGCUGCCUUCGAAAGUUUUAGCACAUUCUUGGAGUGGGCCCUCCGUUUUAGGACCGGUUUGGAGGGGGUCACGCAUUAUCUCGAUGAUUUUUUAUUAUCGGGCGCUUCUAACACGGGCGAUUGUGUGGCCCUGUUGCAGGCUUUUGCUGCCCUCACGAAAGAAUUGGGUGUCCCCCUGGCCGGUGAAAAAACGGAGGGUCCCACUACUAGGCUAACCUAUUUGGGUAUCCUAUUGGAUACCGUGGCCCAGACUUCAUCACUGCCUCCGGAGAAGAUUGUUAAAUUGAAGGGCGUCAUCGAGGAGGUUUUAUCAGUUAAAAAAGUCACUUUGCGACAAUUACAGUCUUUGCUUGGCCAUCUUAACUUCGCGUGCAGAGUUGUGGCGCCUGGGCGCCCUUUCUGCGCGCGUUUGAACAAACGCACAGUGGGUCUUCGCUCCCCGCAUCAGCAUGUGCGUUUGCACCAGGGCGAGAAGGCCGAUCUUAGGAUGUGGCUUGAGUUUUUGAAUGAUUUUAACGGGGUGUCCUUGUGGCAGGAUGUCUUGACCCUGCACAACGACUUUCAAGUUAAUUCUGAUGCGGCUGGGUCCUUAGGUUUCGGUUUAUUUUGGAAUGGCAGGUGGUGCGCUCAGCGCUGGCCUCCUGCGUGGCAGGGGACGGCCAUCACGCGGGACUUAACUUUCCUUGAGUUUUUUCCGAUAGUUGUGGCUGUUCACCUGUGGGUCGAGGACUUCAGAGACCAUCGCAUUUGCUUUUGGUCAGAUAAUCAUGCUGUUGUUGACGUCCUUGCAAAACAAUCUUCAAGGUCCCCUCGGGUAUCUGCCCUUCUCAGGGCUUUCGUUUUACAAUGUUUACGUUUCAAUAUAGCUUUUACAGCGCGUUUUAUUCCGGGACUGUCUAAUGAUAUUGCUGAUGCUUUGUCCCGUUUCCAGAUGGAGCGAUUUUGGUCCCUGGUUCCGGACGCCCAGACGCAGCCGGAAUAUUUCCCGGAAAGGCUGUGGAACCUUGGGAGCUCCUAG
Zootoca vivipara (common lizard) is the source of this 3031-nucleotide messenger RNA. RefSeq lists its product as uncharacterized. The record is from RefSeq and is a predicted model, not a curated record. NCBI's taxonomy places the organism in Eukaryota, Metazoa, Chordata, Lepidosauria, Squamata, Lacertidae.